GGUUGUACAUUGAACACUUUUGCCAUUUUUCAUUCUGCUAUGAAUAAGAAAGACUACAUUUUAUUUCGUUUUCUCUCUCUUUAGAAAGUUCUCAUGAACUAGGGUUUUCUCAAAGUCGAUUUCUAUCUCUUCCACUUCUAUAUAAGUUUACAUGGUAUCAGAGCAAUAGAUCCUGAUAGAUCUGGUUGUUAUCUUUCGACCAGUAUUAACCUCAAAGUUUUGCGAUUUGAUUAGGGUUUCAAAAUUGGUUUUUCUUCGAUUUUUUUGGUCGAUUUUCGAGUUCGAAGGAAAUUUGAGCUGAUUUUCUGGUAGAUCUUUUGAUUCUCGUUGGUGGAAGUUGUAUAUUUGAUGUUCGAAGUUGAAUUUCUGGUAGAUUUGUUGUUCUCGUUGAUGCGUUGAUUAACCUCCAAGUUUUUCUGGUGAAUUUGUUGUUCAAAGUUUGUCAAUUGACGGUUUUUUUUUUUUUUUUUUGGUUUUCGAAGUUCUUCUGGUGAGUUUCUGUGUUUGUUGACAUUGAAAUUGGUCGAACAAGGCUUUUACUUCUUUAAGUUAUGAAAGAAGGCUGGUAAUAUCUCUCUUCUCGAACUAAUCCUAGGGUUUCAAUAUUGUUACUUGUUGCAAUGAAUUCUGCUGCUGCAAACACUUCGUAAAGCUCUACACAAAUAUCUCACACUCACCCACUUUACCUCCAUCUGUCUGACUACCCUGGAAUGGUCCUUGUUACUACACCUUUCAAUGGGACCGGUUAUGGUAGUUGGCGGAGAGGAAUGCUUAUUUCUCUCUCUGUAAAACGAAAAUUAGGGUUCAUAAAUGGAAAAGUAGACAAACCUACUAAUACUGACCCUCUAUAUGAUAAAUGGGUAAUGUGCAAUGAUAUGGUUAUCGCGUGGAUUCCUAAUAGUCUCGAUAAAGAGAUUGUAGACACUGUAAUGCAUACAUAAACUGCAGAAGAUACAUGGAAGGAAGUUGAGAAACGGUAUGGUUAAGCUAGUGGGGCUAAAGUGUUCCAAAUUAGGAAGGACAUCUCGUCCAUUUCUCAGGGUUCUUCCUCUAUAGCCUCAUAUUUCAAUAGAAUUAAGAAAUUGUGGGAUGAGUUAACUAUAUCUGUUGUUUAUCCACCUUGUAUAUGUGACUGUAAAGAUGAAUGGGUAAAAUUGGAAGGGGAUCAAAGGUUGCAUCAGUUUUUAGCUGGACUAAAUGACUCUUAUGCUGGAAUUAGAAGGAAUAUCCUAAUGAUCAAACCCCUUCCUGAUUUAGAUAGUGUGUAUUCUAUGUUGAUUCAUGAUGAGCAACAAUCUGAACUUCAAGCUGCUCUUCCUCCCUUUGCCUCUGAAUCCACUUCCUUCUUUACUACUGGGGGAACUAAGCCUUUUUCUCAUAAGGUUAACUUUGAACCUAGGAAAUUUAACAAUGAACCUAGAAAUUUUAACAGUAACAACAACUAUCCUCAAGCUGAUCCUAGAAAGUUUAACAAUUACCCUUCACCUCAAGGUCUUUUUUGUAAGUAUUGUAAGAGACCUGGACAUGUCAUUGAAAAGUGUCACAGGCUACAUGGUUAUCCUCCCAAUUUCCAAUUUUCCAAAGGGAAGAAGACUGUUGCUUGUGUUCAAGGUAUGGAAAUGUCCUUUCCUCAGGGUGAUUCUUCUGGUUCAGUCCCUAAUGCUACUUCUCCUCAGUCCUAUGGUCUGGAUUCUAGUUUACAUUGUUUUAGGUAGGAACAGCAUGACCACAUAUUACACCUGUUGCAUCAAACUAAGUUGCAAGAUGCUGGUUUAUGUGCUUCUGCCAACUUUGCAGGGCCAUUCUCUGAAGAGGCUACUGGAAGUUGGUAAACUUUCCAAUGGACUCUAUGUGCUUCAGGUGAAUGGUUCUCCUUUAUCACCCAAGUCCAAGGUUUCUUCACUUCCACCAACAUCAGUUGCCCCUGCUGUUUCUACAUGCUCUACUCAAAGCUCUUUACUUGUUGAUGCUAUUAUUUCCACUAUAUCUGCCCCUACUGUUUCUAGUGACUGUGAAUAUGCCUCCAUCUACUAGUUCUCCUAUUAGUUCUGCAUUUCCAAACUGUAAUGACUAUGUUUCAAGUUUUCAUUCUUCUGUUGAUUCUUCCAACUCCACUGUAUCCAGUGUUAAUACCAAUCUUAAUAAAAUGUGUGAUAGUCCUACUAAUGUGUCUGGUUUUCCUACUUCUGGUACUGCCAAUACUACUUCUUUACAUCCUAAUUUAGAUUCAUGCAAACCCAAUGACGAUGCUCUUAGUCCUGAUUUAAUCUGGCACCAAAGGCUUGGGCAUAUGCCCUUUUCUAAAAUGAGUCCCAAUCUGAUGUCAAAUCCCUCCUACCCACUAAGCAAACCUUUCAUUGUUCCAUUUGCUCAAUGGCUAGACAACAGAGACUACCAUUCCCUGAGAGUACCAUUCACUCCACCAAGCCUUUUCAGUUGGUUCACCUUGAUCUAUGGGGGCCCUACCAUACACAAACCUACAAUGGACACAAGUAUUUUUUUGAAAAUUGUUGAUGAUUAUUAUAGAUGUACUUGGACUCAUCUCCUAUCCACCAAAUCUAAUGCCUUUACCUUAAUCAAGGCUUUCUUCUUCUACAUUAAGAAUCAGUUUCAUGUGUCUAUACAAGUUGUACGGUCUAAUAAUGCAUUUGAGUUGGUUCUAGUGCUAAAGCUAUUAAAUUUUUCUCCUAUCAUGGAAUUUUCCAUCAAACUUCCUACCCUCACACUCCCCAACAGAAUGGGGUAGUGGAGAGGAAACACAAACAUUUACUUGAGACCUCUAGAGCACUUUUGUUUCAAUCUAAACUCCCAGUCAAAUAUUGGGGUGAAUGUGUUUUGCAUGCUACUUUCCUGAUAAACAGAUUUCCUUCACCCUUAUUACACCAUAAAACACCUUUUGAAUUACUCCAUGGGUCUGUUCCUUCCUACAAACACCUUAAAACAUUUGGCUGUUUAUGUUAUGCCUCUGUUCCUUUGCCUCAAAGAGACAAAUUCAAACCCAGAUCCUAUCCAUCUAUUUUCCUUGGUUAUUGCAUUGGUAAGAAAGGAUAUAUGUAAACACCUAAUUUUUUAUCGAACAUAAGUUUUUACACCCUGUUUAGCUUUUAAAUAUUUCUUUUAAGUCUAGAUUAGAUAUUUUGAUUUUUAUGUCAAUUUUAGUUAGUUUUAUUUUAAAAAUUGAAAACUUUAAAAAUAGUCACAUUUCAGAAUAAAUCUUGUUUUCAUUUUUAUCUUUAAGAGAAAAGAAAUUUGCAAAAAAAAAAAUGUUUUCUUCUAAUUUAAGUUUGGAUAAAUAAGAUAGUGAUUUUAGUAUUUUACUUAGUUACGUUUUAUUUAUUUAUUUAUUUUUGGACUAGCUAUUUAACUAGUCUAUAUUUUUAUUACUCUAAAAGUGAUUAGUUAGCAUUUUUAUCUUUUAAAGAAAGUAUCCAAAAAAGGAAAGACAAAUGCUAACCUAAAUUAAAAAAAAAAAAAACCUAUCCAGCAACCUAAACAACAAUACCCACUUCCUCACGUCAUUAAACCCCAACCUUAAAUUACCCAAAGCAAACCUAAAUCCCCCAUGCACGUCCCAGCACUCCCACGUUUUACUUUUCUGUUUUACCCCAACCAAACUCAAUCCUAAUCCCUAUCCCUUAAACCCCUCAACUAUAAUUAUCCCUUAAACCCCUCAACCAUAAUUUUUUCCCGUCUCCCACUCCAACUCAAACUCUUCCACACACACACAUUACCCUAUAUAAACACCCUACGUACACAAUGCAAACACAACAGAGAGUAGAGAAAAAACACAUCAAAAGCAGUAGAAAAAAAAACACGGUAAGCAAAGAGAGAAAAAUACACAGUAAAAAAUACAUUGAGAGCAAAGAGAGAGAAAAAAUACCAAUUUCGAAAAGGUUUGGUUUGAAUGCUAAGUUGGAGUUCGAGGUUUCUUCUCACGGUUUUGCGUUUGUGGACCAGAAAGUUAGCACUGUUAACUUUGAAAAUCGUUAGAGUAUAGUCGUUUUCUUGUUGCGAAUUAAUCUACGCAAAGGUAACAAUCCAUCUUCCUUGUAUGAUUAAAUAUCAUGAUUAUAUGAGACCUUAUUUCAAUAUUAUGAGGUUUGCAAAUUUCAUAUGUGUCUAACUGUUCUUCUUUGAUGUAAAAUGUGAAGUAUAUUCAGAUUUUUGUAUUGUUAAAUAUGGUACAAAAUCGGUAUAGCAUAUGUGACUAUUUCUUGCGUGUUAAAUGGUUGGUUGAAAUCCAUGCUUAGUUAAAAUAGAGAGGAAUAAGUUUAUAAUGAAACUAACAUCGAUUCAACUAAGUUAGACCUAGUAUAUAGUAUUUUGACUCACUGUUGGUUAAUGUGUUCGGGUUUAUAGGUCUUUUUUAUUGAAAUAUCUUUUCAUGUGUUAGCAUAAUAUAAUUUUAUUGGUUUAAUAUAUUUUCUUAAUUUAUAGUUGUUUAAGGAAACAGUUACUUAGAUUAAAUAGUUAGUCUUUUAUUAAGCAAAUAGAAUUAUACUAUCAUGAUAUGGCAAGACCCAAAAAUAUAUAAAAACGUGUUGUGGGGUUGGAUUUGAAAAGAAAGGAACAAUAGAUAGUAUCAUGAAUAUAGCUUAGAUUAAUUUUUCUUUUAGAAUGUGGACUGAUCUUUCUUAGAUAUCUAGGACGUGCAUGACUACUGUUUGAAUGGAUAUUUACUUCAUGUGUGUAGGAGGAAUAGAUUUGCAAGCUUAAUUUCUUGGUAUUUAAUAUUAGAGAGUGGAAGCUUUGUAGCGUUUUUCCAAUACCAAGUUUGAGAUAUUUAAAUUUGGGGCGGGAAGAGGACAAAGGAGACAUUAUAAGAAAUAUAUCCAUCAUAUAUACUUGAUUUUAUUUUAAAGAAGAAAUGGACAAAGAGUUUACUGAUGCCCCAAGACAAAGCUAUUUUAUAAAUAAUAAAUUAAAGAUGCUCAUGUCGGCUGCACUUUAGCACUAGAUGGUUUUACAAGUUGAAUCAAUUAAUCACAAUAUUUCAACUAUUUAAUGGAUUUUAUUUUACUUAAUUAGUGGAGAAAUACUUUUAGCUACAAAUUUUCUGUGUAUCGAGAUUGAGGUAGCAACUACGCGUCUUAGUCAAGACUAGUAACAGGUAAACAAUAUUAAGCAAAUCAUAGGCAUAGCUAAUAAAUACAUUUUAUCCAAGAAUUGAUUUUAGCCAGAUAUAAGUCGAUAAAGUGACCGUGCUAGAACCACGGGACUUGGGGAAUGCCUAAUACCUUCUCCCUGGUCAACAGAAUUCCUUACUCGAUCUUUUGUUUUCGCAGAUAAAAAAUAAAGAGUCGUUUCCUUUUGAUUAGGGAUUCAAUAAGGUGACUUGGAACACCAAAAUUCAAUUCCAAGUGGCGACUCUGUAACAAAUAAAAAUAAUCCCUUUUCAAAACGUCACUUUAAGUGGAAAAAUCCUUUUAAAUCUAAACAUAUUUAUUUAUGAAAAAAAAGGGGUGUGACAAUAUAAACUUCUUUCUCUUUCUUCACAUAAGAUAAUUGUUUCUAGGGAUGUUAUAUUUCAUGAGUCCAUAUUUCCUUAUGCUUCUUGUCCUUCUGUCCCUCUGUUCCCUUCUCCUCCUCUUCCACCAGAUCUUGAUGUCUUAGUCUCUCCUACUGUACCUCCUCAUCCCCCUGUUCCUAGAAGAUCAUCUAGGUCUGUUAAUACUCCUAGUUAUUUACAAGACUACAUUUGCUCCUCUGUUUUUAAUCCUGAGGGUUGUCCUUUCUCUGCUGAGAUUGCCAUGCUUGAACCCCAAUAUUAUCAUUAGGCUGCCUCUCAUCCUGCAUGGCAAGAUGCUAUGUUAAAAGAAUUUCAAGCCUUAGAGGCUAAUCAAACCUGGGAUAUUGUUCCUCUGCCCCCUGGUAAGACGGCCAUACCUUCCAAGUGGGUUUAUAAAAUCAAACAGAGGUCAGAUGGCUCGAUAGAAAGGUAUAAGUCCAGGUUGAUCAUUAGAGGGGAUAGUCAACAAGAGGGGGUCAAUUAUAAUGAAACAUUUUCCCCGGUUGUUAAAAUGACCACUAUCAAGUGUCUUCUUGUUGUUGCUGUUAAGAAACACUGAAAAGCUUUUCAUCUUGAUGUUAAUAGUGCCUUCCUCCAUGGGGAUCUCUUGGAGGAAGUGUAUAUGAAAAUUCCCCAAGGCUUAGAAGUUCCUCCUUCAAAUUCUGGUACUGUUCCUCUGGUUUGCAAGCUGAGAAAAUCUCUAUAUGGGUUAAAACAGGCUUCUAGACAAUGGUAUGCUAAGUUGUCUGAAGCUCUUCAGUCCAAAGGUUUUCUUCCAAGCAUGAAUGAUUACUCCUUAUUUACCAAGGUUUUCGGUAUUUCUAUCACUAUUGUGGCUGUGUAUGUGGAUGAUAUACUGCUUGUUGGUGAUGAUUGUGCUGAAAUUAGCUCUCUCAAGUAGUUUCUUGAUGACAAUUUCAAAAUUAAAGACUUGGGGGAAGCCCACUACUUCCUUGGUUUAGAAAUUGUAAAGCAGCCCACUGGUAUACUUGUCUCUCAACAUAAGUUUACUUCAGAUCUUCUAGCUGAAUUCCACUACUUUACAGUGACUUUAGUGGUCAGUCCUUUAGAACUAUAUGGGAAGUUGUCUGCUGAAUCUGGUGACCCUUGUCCUGAUCCUAGUUUGUAUAGGAAAUUAGUGGGGAAACUCAACUUUCUCCAACACACCAGACCUGACAUCUUUUUUGCUGUUCAACACCUCAGUCAAUUCCUUCAUUACCCUCGUUUGCCACAUUUGGAAGUUGGUCUCCAUGUGCUUUGAUACUUAGCUGGUUCUCCUUGUUUGGGUAUCCUGCUGAAUGACAGUCUUGAUUUCUCUUUAAGUGGAUAUUGUGAUUCUGAUUGGGCUGGGUGUGUUCAAACUCGCAGAUCUAUUACUGGAUUUUAUAUACUUUUGGGGGGAUCUCCUGUAUCAUGGAAGGCUAAGAAAUAGCCUACAAUUGCGCUCUCUUCAGCCGAAGUUGAAUACAGGGCACUGCGCAAAAUUGGCGCUGAAAUAUCUUGGCUGGUUCGAUUAUUUGAUGAUUUUGGUGUUUCUGGCUUGUCUCCUGUCCAGGUGUUUUGCGACAACCAAGCAGCCUUGCACAUUGCUCGGAAUCCUGUGUUCCACGAGUGUACGAAGCAUAUUGAAAUUGAUUGUUACUUUGUCCGCAAAAAAUUAAAUGACGGAUUGAUAUCUCUACAGUAUGUUCGUUCCUACAUCUCUACAACUGGCUGAUGUUCUCACAAAGUCACUGACAGGCACACAACACAGAAAUUUGAUGUCCAAGCUGGGAUUGGCAUCCAGCUUGAAGGGGGCUGUUAGAAAUGGGCCUGAACGGAUACAACUUAAACCACCUUGAGCCUGUUAUACUUCAUUAAGGCCCAUUGCAUAUACCCGGGCCCAACUUAAUUAUUUGAUGUAUAUAAUGACUAGUAGGUUGUACAUUGAACAUUUUUGCCAUUUUUCAUUCUGAUAUGAAUAAGAAAGACUACAUUUUAUUU
Messenger RNA from Lycium barbarum (goji berry), 7492 nucleotides. RefSeq lists its product as uncharacterized. Lineage: Eukaryota; Viridiplantae; Streptophyta; Magnoliopsida; Solanales; Solanaceae. The transcript has 2 exons. Bases 1282 to 2034 code for a protein of 250 amino acids. The record is from RefSeq and is a predicted model, not a curated record.